Molecule: messenger RNA, 5199 nt
Organism: Anopheles moucheti
Lineage: Eukaryota; Metazoa; Arthropoda; Insecta; Diptera; Culicidae
Gene: gro
Product: protein groucho
Exons: 17
Coding region: 2070-4283 (737 amino acids)
Biological process (GO): regulation of DNA-templated transcription; negative regulation of canonical Wnt signaling pathway
Cellular component (GO): nucleus; transcription regulator complex
Molecular function (GO): protein binding; transcription corepressor activity
Source: RefSeq, a predicted model, not a curated record
CCGUGUUUUUGUUUCGCGUGAAGGCAUUUGCCAUACGUUUCGUGCGUGUUUAGGCGGUGUUUUCGCGUAUUAAUGGAUGCGUUUUGUUCACGCAAUUAAACCACACACAUACACACGUCGAGCAGCAGAGUACAACAGUCAACAAUUGGUGGAAACGCGGGGCACUGACAACGUGUUUGAACGUGCUUAGCGGGUGAACCGCGCUAUUCCGCGGUUUUCGUCCGUUCGGACCUAGUGCAAAGAAGUGGCCAAUCGUGUGCGUCCAGUUUAUGCUGUGAAAAUAGCGAUACAAAAAGCCAAUAUUAAUUGUCUCCUAUUCAACAACAAAGUGGACGAAUGCGUGAAUGAGAGCCGCGUACGCUUCAGCGUUGCAAUACGAAUGCUAAUACAAAUGGCCUCAGCCUGAAACCAGACACCCACACCCAGUGUAAGUGGAGUAGCAACGGGAAGGAAAGAAACAUACCGCAGGAGAAAAAUCAAGUUGCGCGAAGAGAGUCACUGAAAGCGUUGGGUGCAAAGCGCCAUCUCGCAUUGUGGAAAUUGUGCUAAAGAGGUUCAUCAGUACGCGGUGCAAACAAUUGACCGGAGCCGACCGCUCGUGUAUAUCCUGUGCAGGAAGUUGCAGCUGGAGUAGUGCGAGAUUAAGCUGAAACAGCCGGAUUAAAACUGCUCACCGAUCGGUGAAUUCCAAUUGAUCCAACAGCCGGCGAAGGUCCCAACACCGAAGGAAGUGGGAUAAUUUUGUGCUCUUACGCGGUAGAGAAAAAGAAGCAAAAAGUUUUAAUCAAAAAAUCGGAUCAAAUAAUUUUUUGUUCCAUUCCAUUCGUUGAUUGAUAAAUUGAUUGAUCGUUAGUGGCUUAAGUGUCGGUUCGACGGCGGCCGGUAACGGGCGCCCACCUUCCCCCCACCGAGUGUGUUGUGCGAUCGUGUGUAAAAGGAAGCCUUUGGGAAGGAAAAAGGUCAGCCAGCGAAGCAAGAUAAAAAAAAAUGAAAGAAGGCGUUGCUGGUGUAAUUAUUGGGAAGUAAUUUUUCGUAGUUUUUACCCCCGCCGCGCGGUUUUUUUUUAUUCGCUUUCGCGUUCGUUUCCACGCCAUUUGGAAGAAGAAAAACCCUCCGAGCGGGCGUUACGAAUCAAUCGGGUGCGGUGCGGAUCGUGCGUCCGGGCGGAUGAUAAUGGUUGUGGUGCACAUCGAAAUGAAGCUGAUGAUGCUGGUCCGGCUGGUGCAGGAGUGGGCCGUAACGAUCGCGGCUCGAUGAUCGCCGAAAUAUAUUGUUUGUUCGAUAAUGAAAUCCAAUUAAUUGUAAUUAAUCUCUCAAAACCGUAAAAAAAAGCUGCAUUUCUGCGCAGGAGGCAAUCCGUGGAGCAAAAAAAAAAAGUGGAAAGCAGGGGUUUUGUGAGCUGCGCGUGUGUGUGUAUGGUGGGGAGACGACGUAGUGAAUGAAUCGGCGGCAAACGUGUCUUGAGGGGAAAGAAAUAAAAUUUGUAAUAAUAUUACACCCGUACGUGAAGGUGAAAAUUGAAAACAAAAUAAGUGGUUUCCGGUGUGCGUUUCAAAUUGCGGCAUUUCGUGGCAUACACAUACUCCACGACCCGACCCGAACGGGCGGGAAGUUGAAUUGUUUUCACCCUGUGUUUGUUUUUGGCGUUUUUUUCUUUUAAUCGACGGCACAUCAAAUCGGUGUUGGUAGCUGAUCGUGCAUAUUCUAUAUCUUCAAAAAAAGAAAAAAAAUUAAAACCUACGGGAGAGGGAGAUAUGUUGUGAUUGUGCGCCACGAGUGAAGAAGUGAAGAAAAUUACCAACCGGGUGGUAGUGGUACGAAGUUAGUGCUUGUGUAUGUUUGGUGAAGAUUAUUCAUCCACUGAUUGCGAAUAAUUGAGAUAAAAAGCUUGAAGCGCGUGAAUCCCAUCCGCGCUUUCCAAUAAUAUCAAAGCGAUCAAAGCUUGAGCGUGAGUAAAUAGUGAGUGAAAUAGAUUUGCCGACCAAGAAGAACACAGAUUAAAGUGUGAGUGUGUGUGGUUUUAUUCUUCACAAAAACCCCCUCCCAGCAGGCGUAAUACAUCAUCAAUCAUGUAUCCAGCACCGACACGGCAUCCAUCGGCAUCGGUGAGUUCUUCAAAAUACAUCCCUUCAUAUCUGGGCGGACCGCCUCCCCAGGGGCGCCAGUUUACGAUAGCGGAAACGCUGGAACGGAUUAAAGAAGAAUUCAACUUUCUUCAAGCACAGUACCAUUCACUAAAACUCGAGUGUGAUAAGCUGGCCAGCGAGAAAACAGAAAUGCAGAGACAUUAUGUCAUGUACUACGAAAUGUCCUAUGGAUUGAACGUAGAAAUGCACAAACAGACCGAAAUUGCCAAACGACUGAACGCCCUCAUCGGACAGCUGUUACCAUUCCUGGCAACGGAACAUCAGCAACAGAUCGCAUCCGCCGUCGAGCGCGCGAAGCAGGUCACGAUGCCGGAACUGAACGCCAUCAUCGGUCAACACCAGCAACAGGGAAUUCAGCAACUUUUACAGCAGAUUCACGCCCAGCAGAUACCUGGCGGACCGCCCCAACCGAUACCGGGCCUGGGUGCACUCGCCGGUCCACUGACGGCGUUCGGUGGCCCGAUGGGUUUGCCACACGGUGCACCCCAAAGCAUGCUCAAGGCACCGCCCGAUCUGCACCGGGAAGAUUUGAAGGUACCGCUCGGUGGUCCGUCCGCCGAGGAGCGUAUGCGCAACUCGGUAUCGCCAGCGGAUCGGGAAAAGUAUCGGCCACGGUCACCACUCGAGCUGGACGGUGAGGCCAAGCGGCGGAAAGAGGAAAAACUUAACCACGAAAGUGAUGGUGAGAAAAGUGAUCAGGAUUUAGUGGUGGACGUCGCGAACGAAACGGGUUCACCUUCACCCCGACCGAACGGUGAUCAUCAGUCGGAUCGUGGCGAUCGGGACAGUAUCGGACUGAACGGUAGCGAUAAGGCCGGGUCGAGCAGCAUGAAGGGUGCCAACGAUCGACCACCGUCCCGUUCUGGUUCGAGUUCAUCCCGAUCGACGCCCAGCCUCAAAACGAAAGAUCUCGAUAAACCAGGAACACCCGGAGCGAAGGCCCGUGUUCCCACGCCCAACUCGUCCACACCCGGUGUCCCGAAAGCCGUAGUACCUUCACCAGCCGCCGGCUACCCACCCUCGCCAUAUCAGCGUCCGUCGGAUCCGUAUGCGCGGCCCCCGCCCGAUCCGUACGGUCGGCCUCCGAUGCCUUUCGAUCCGCACGGUCACGUACGUACCAACGGUAUUGCGCUACCCGUGUCAAGCGGAAAACCUGCCUACUCUUACCACAUGAACGGUGAAGGUGCCCCGCAGCCCGUGCCGUUUCCUGCGGAUGCCCUAACGGGACCCGGUAUUCCACGACAUGCCCGCCAAAUCAACACGCUGUCGCACGGUGAGGUCGUGUGUGCGGUCACCAUCUCCAACCCGACCAAGUACGUCUACACCGGCGGUAAGGGAUGCGUGAAGGUGUGGGAUAUAUCGCAGCCCGGUAACAAGAGUCCGGUCAGCCAGCUGGACUGUCUGCAGCGAGACAACUAUAUUCGCUCCGUGAAGCUGCUCCCGGACGGCCGCACACUGAUCGUCGGCGGUGAAGCUUCGAACCUCUCGAUCUGGGAUCUGGCGAGUCCGACGCCAAGGAUAAAGGCCGAACUAACGUCGGCCGCACCGGCCUGUUACGCGCUCGCCAUCAGUCCCGACUCGAAGGUGUGCUUUUCGUGCUGCAGCGAUGGCAACAUUGCCGUGUGGGAUCUGCACAACCAGACGCUGGUGCGACAGUUCCAGGGCCACACGGAUGGUGCGUCCUGUAUCGACAUCAGCCCGGACGGAUCGCGGCUGUGGACCGGCGGGUUGGACAACACGGUACGAUCCUGGGAUUUGCGAGAGGGUCGUCAACUGCAGCAGCAUGACUUUAGCUCACAAAUCUUCUCCCUCGGCUACUGUCCAACGGGCGAAUGGUUAGCGGUUGGUAUGGAAAAUUCACACGUCGAGGUACUGCACGCGACGAAACAGGACAAAUAUCAGCUGCAUUUGCACGAAAGCUGUGUCCUUUCGUUGAGGUUUGCCGCCUGCGGCAAAUGGUUCGUGUCGACCGGCAAGGAUAAUCUGCUGAACGCGUGGCGUACACCGUACGGUGCUAGCAUUUUCCAGUCAAAGGAAACCUCAUCAGUACUAAGUUGUGAUAUUUCGACCGAUGAUAAGUACAUUGUGACCGGGUCCGGUGAUAAGAAAGCAACAGUGUACGAGGUGAUCUACUAAAACCGGUUAGAACAUCAUGCGACCGCGUCAUAAUGUGCGACUCAAUGUGGAUGGGUUUUUGUUUAGGCUCGUCGCGAUAAACACAAGAGCGCACACAGCAUAACCCACAUUAAGUGACUUAAAACGUCGACAGAACGGCCUCGUGUGAACGGAAAACCCAAACCCCGAAGAAGUAAUGAUUGAGACAUUGAAAUGAUACAUUCAAGCAUGAAAUCAAACUGCUAUGUACAAAGUAAAGACCACACAACACCACAUAACAACACACAAACACACACACACACAAAGAAGCGGAAAAAGAAAGGAUCCGUUCGAUAGUGUUGACCCCUCUUGCAGAGGUGUGUCGCUUAUAUCUCAGUUAAUUAUUUGUUUUUUAGAUUUCUAAUCCUGUAAUAAUAUGUGAAACGCGCGUGUGUGUGUGUGUGUGUGGUUGCACAUGUUACGUGUGGAUGUGUGCGAAAGGAUGUACAUACAUGUAAGCGCGAGUGUGCGUGUGUGGGUGUGCUUGUGUAUAACAGUAGCGUGUAAGCUCAGAAGCGCAGAAUCACAAAGUAAAUAUUAAGUAACUUAAGCGUGUGACUAAGUGCGGUAGGUAGCAAAAAGUGGGUGAAAAAUGAAAGAAGAACUACUAUAGCAAUCGAGAAGAAAAAUAACAAACAAACAAAAACCAUAGGUCGAAACCAUUGACAAAAGAUGAGGUAGAAGGAGGAAGGGAAGAAAAAACACAAUUUACACAGACCUACUGCUUCGAAUGGAUGUGGAUGCACGGAGCUGUGCAUCAAAAUGAGCAGAAGGUAAAAGGAUUCACGAAAAACGCCUAAGCAUUGUCUAUUGUUAAAGAGUAAACGUGUGGAUUUGAAAUCGGGUUCAGUAGCAGAAAGCUAGCGAAAAAUAUAUUAUAACCAAAAGCAGGCGCAAG